This is a messenger RNA of Trametes versicolor FP-101664 SS1, 1587 nucleotides long. Its product is annotated as homoserine O-acetyltransferase. The transcript is spliced from 3 exons. Gene Ontology annotation, biological process: L-homoserine metabolic process. The record is from RefSeq and is a predicted model, not a curated record. Bases 37 to 1392 code for a protein of 451 amino acids. Gene Ontology annotation, molecular function: homoserine O-acetyltransferase activity. Lineage: Eukaryota; Fungi; Basidiomycota; Agaricomycetes; Polyporales; Polyporaceae.
GGCUUUCUUCCGAUCCUGACCCGCACCCGCAGCAAGAUGUCCACCUUCAUCGAGUUGUUGGACCAGAGCAUGUAUCAUGUCCCGUCUUUUACUUUAGAAACCGGGCCCGUCAUUAAGAACGUCCCCGUCGCCUACAAGACAUGGGGAGAACUCAACGAACAGAAGAACAACGUCAUGAUCAUCUGCCACGCAUUUACUGGAAGCUCUGACGUUGAGGAUUGGUGGGGUCCACUGAUGGGCCGCGGGAAGGCCUUUGACCCCAGCCGCUACUUCAUUUUCUGCGCAAAUGUUCUAGGCUCGCCCUAUGGAUCGGCUUCGCCCGUGACCGUCAACCCGGAGACGGGAAAGCCCUAUGGCCCCGAGUUCCCUCUUACGACAAUACGCGACGACGUGAGGAUCCACAAGCUCGUGCUGGACCAUUUAGGCGUCCAGUCGGUGGCUGUGGUCAUCGGAGGUUCUAUGGGAGGCAUGGCUGUCCUCGAAUGGCCGCUCUGCACUCCGCCGGGCUACGUUCGCCAAAUCCUGCCUAUUGCCACCUCCGCGAGGCACUCCGCGUGGUGCAUCAGCUGGGGAGAGGCGCAGCGCCAGAGCAUCUACAGCGAUCCCUCGUACGAGGACGGCUUCUAUACGUCACAACCCGCCUCCGGUCUCGGGGCAGCGCGCAUGGCAGCCCUACUCACAUACCGGUCCCGAGAUUCCUUCGAGCGCCGCUUCGGACGUAAGCCACAGAAGACGCACGCCGACACCACGCUCACGCCGCCGCGUUCUCCCGCGCUUCCCCCCAAGGACGCUUCCUUUGCCGCACACAACGACGGAAUGCGGCCGUCCCAGUCCCGUCCCGCCACCCCCGCCAUGCCUGGCUGGCACACUUCCCCGACGGAGCGCGCGGGAUCUCCCCCGCGGCCGCCCAUCUUCUCCGCCCAGUCCUAUCUCCGCUACCAGGGGGACAAGUUCACGUCGCGCUUCGACGCGAACUGUUACAUCCACAUCACGCGCAAGCUCGACACGCACGACGUCGCGCGCGGACGGCUCCUCUCGCCCGACGAGGACGAGGACGCUGCGCUCGCGCGGGUGCUCGCCGGGGAGCCUGCGGGCGCGCUAGUCAUCGGGAUCGAGUCGGACGGGCUGUUCAUGCCGGCGGAGCAGCGCGUCAUCGCGGAGCACAUCCCCGGGGCGCAACUCGUGAUGAUCCCUUCCCAGGAGGGGCACGACGGCUUCCUGCUCGAGUUCGAGCUCAUCAACGGGCACAUCCUGCGCCACCUGAUGCAGGCAUUCCCCGAAUACUACCGCACGGAGACGGGCGAGGUGGUGGUCGAGACACCGGCGGAGGACUUUUCGAUCAAGAAGACGAGCAUGUUUGGGGAGGCGGAGGCGGACAUCACCCGGUGGUGAGAGUUUGCGUAGAUUGGUGGCGUUGGUGAUGUUGUUGUCCUUGCUGUGGAUCAUCGUCGGUAUAAUUUGUAGCGUUACAUCCAACUGUACUUUCCCCGGACUCUGCAUGCGCAUCUAUCCAGUGGCUGUUCAACCCGGCCUAUAGAGAUUUGUCGUGAAUCGAUUUUUGAUUACAUUUUUCGGACUACAGCGUAU